UCAAGAUGAGAUUUUGGUGGGGACACAGCCAAACCAUAUCACAUGGUAAAUUUAAAGCUUAAGUGCUACAAGGGCACUCCAGGUGACAUUAAUACCACAGAAUCAUAGCCUGAUCAAAUUUGCUGUCCUCAUGGGUCUUACAGAUGCUUAAUAAAACAUUGGGGUAAUUAACAAAGAAUAAUGAGAAAGGCAAAAGGGAGUCAGAGGACUCACCCCAGAGGGUGAUGAAAAUAUUUGGAUGUUUCAUAAAAAAUGAAAUAAAUAAAAUGAAAAUCGAUGGGGUUGAAACAAGGGUCGUACAACACUAUCAAAGGUUGGAUGGACCAAAGGGAACCCCUACUGGUCCCCCAACAUUAAAAGGCCACAUACCUGUUUUCUGCAUUUGCCCCAGAUCGGGGAAAUUGAAGAAACAGCAAAAGGCAAAGGUUAUAAUGAAAGAGCUGACAUUACCUGGGGUAAUGCUGAGGUAAAUUAAGAUGAAGAUUAAAAAAACAGCCCAAGUCCCUUGGCUCAAUAUCCUGCUGGGAACUCAAAUCACUUUUCACCAGAAAAAGUAAAAUAGUCUGGGGGUAGAAAAGAAAAGUUCCUUGAACUAGAACAUAGAAAUGUACAGGUUGAUAGGAUUAUGAAAUUUGAGAUGUCUGUACAGCCUGUGUGUCAGGUAAUUUUAACUCCUUUACCUAAAUGUCUUGUGAAAAUUGGUAUUGUAUCUGAUUGAGGGAUGUUUCUCCUAUCAAGUACUAUGAAACUGAAGUCAUGUAAAUGUUCCCUUUGAAGAAUGUUAAUUGGACUCACUAAAUGGAAACUAGUAAGGUUGCCUGAGGCUGCAGAAUGUAUGGCAGAAGCUGAAGGGCUAGAGGGGAACAAUUCUCCACUUCAUAUCCCCGUGUGGAGCAUUUAUUAGGGCUUAUGGUAAAAGACUGGGAGCACUUCCCAAAGACAAAUACUGUACUAGAGAAUUUCCCGUUGAGGGACAUUUAUGGCCUUGUUAUGGAAUGUUAACUGAAGCUACUCCUUUGCUAAUGGAAAUAAUGGUGCCCCAAAGAGUUCCAUAAUAAUUUAAAAAUUGUUUACAUAGGAUCUUGCUACCUGAGGAUGCAAAGAGGAGAUACUUAUGAGCAGAGAGUAUUCUUUUUCCCCUAGGGCUGACUCUAACUGUGAGGAGCUGCUAGAUUCUACAGUGCCUGAUAAACAGCUCUCAUAUGACAAGAACUGCUUAGCAUGUGAAUGGCAAUUCAAGGUGAACAAAGGACAUGUUGUUUGGAAGGCUGAUGCUCUGGUUAAAGAGUCAAGGGAAUCUUUUUCUUUUAAAUUAUUUAUUCUUUAGAGCAAUUGGGUGAAGUAUGUUUUUAUGAACAAAUUUACCUUUCUCUCCAAGUUCUCCAAAAUUUGGAAACCAUGUUUCUGUUGGCAAUAACAUGUGCAUUUGUAUCCAAAACCCUAUCUGGAUCUUAUAUGAAUUCCAUGCUCACACAAAUAGAGAGACAAUUCAACAUCCCAACAUCUCUAGUUGGAUUUAUUAAUGGAAGCUUUGAGAUUGGAAAUCUUUUGUUGAUUAUAUUUGUGAGUUAUUUUGGAACCAAACUGCAUAGACCUAUAAUGAUUGGCAUUGGAUGUGUGGUUAUGGGCUUAGGCUGUUUCUUAAAAUCACUACCUCAUUUCCUCAUGAACCAAUAUGAAUAUGAAUCUACAGUUUCAGUUUCAGGCAACUUGUCCUCAAACAGUUUCUUGUGUAUGGAAAAUGGAACCCAGAUUUUAAGACCAACGCAGGAUCCAUCAGAGUGUACAAAGGAAGUUAAAUCAUUAAUGUGGGUGUACGUCCUGGUAGGCAAUAUUGUACGUGGAAUGGGCGAAACUCCCAUCCUGCCUUUGGGUAUUUCCUAUAUAGAAGAUUUUGCCAAAUCUGAAAAUUCUCCUUUAUAUAUUGGGCUUAUAGAAACAGGAGCUAUUAUUGGUCCUUUGAUUGGACUUUUGUUGGCAUCAUUCUGUGCAAAUGUUUAUGUUGACACUGGAUCUGUGAACACAGAUGAUCUGACCAUAACUCCCACUGACACUCGUUGGGUUGGUGCAUGGUGGUUUGGCUUUCUGAUUUGUGCAGGAGUUAAUGUGCUCACUGCCAUUCCUUUUUUCUUUUUGCCCAAAACACUUCCAAAGGAAGGACUGGAGAAUAAUGCUGACAUCAUUAAAAAUGAAAAUGAAGACAAACAAAGAGAAGAAGACAAGAAAGAAAAAUAUGGAAUCACUAAAGAUUUUCUACCAUUCAUGAAAAGUCUUUCCUGCAAUCCAAUUUAUAUGCUUUUCAUACUUAUAAGUGUGAUACAGUUCAACGCAUUCGUUAACAUGAUCUCCUUCAUGCCUAAAUACAUAGAACAGCAAUAUGGAAAAUCAUCUUCAGAUGCAAUCUUUCUAAUAGGUAUUUAUAACUUACCUCCAAUAUGUAUUGGAUACAUAAUUGGUGGUUUAAUUAUGAAGAAGUUCAAGAUUACUGUCAAACAAGCUGCCCACAUAGGAUGCUGGUUAUCCUUACUUGAGUAUCUUCUCCAUUUUUUAUCUUUUCUUGUGACUUGUGAAAAUUCUUCAGUUGUUGGAAUAAAUACCUCUUAUGAAGGAAUUCCACAAGAUUUAUAUAUGGGAAAUAACGUCUUUGCUAAUUGCAAUGUGGAUUGCAACUGUCCAUCUAAAAUAUGGGAUCCUGUGUGUGGAAACAAUGGCUUGUCAUAUCUGUCAGCUUGUCUUGCUGGUUGUGAGACAUCCAUUGGAAUGGGAAUAAACAUGGUGUUCCAAAAUUGCAGCUGUAUUCAAACAUCAGGAAAUUCAUCUGCAGUUCUUGGGCUGUGUGACAAAGGACCUGACUGUUCCAUGAUGCUCCAGUACUUCCUAAUCUUAUCAGCAAUGAGCAGUUUCAUUUAUUCUUUGGCUGCCAUACCUGGAUAUAUGGUUCUCUUGAGGUGUAUGAAAUCUGAAGAGAAGUCCCUUGGUGUGGGAUUACAUACAUUUUGCACAAGAGUAUUUGCUGGCAUUCCUGCACCUAUAUAUUUUGGCGCUUUAAUGGAUUCCACAUGUUUACACUGGGGAACUUUGAAAUGUGGUGAGUCAGGGGCAUGCAGGAUAUAUGAUUCCACCACCUUCAGAUACAUCUACCUUGGAUUGCCAGCAGCAUUAAGAGGAUCAAGCUUUGUUCCAGCCUUAAUCAUCCUAAUUCUUCUGAGGAAAUGUCAGCUACCUGGUGAAAAUGCCUCUUCAGGAACCGAGCUUAUAGAGACAAAAGUCAAAGGGAAGAAAAAUGAGUGCAAAGAUAUGUACCAAAAGCCCACGGUUUUGAAUGAUGAUGAAUUGAAAACUAAAUUGUAAUUGCCCUAUUAUAUUACUUUUUUCAGAAUUGGAGAACAUGCUGUACAACUUAAUUAUUUUAAAAAUCAACAGAGGUACUAUAGAUAACUUUUUCUUGUCUUUAAGAACCUGAAAAAAAAAUUCUUAACUCAAAAUAAUAAAAUGUUCACUAAUGAUAUUUCUAAGAUAUCAAUAACACUUGAGUUUUCCUAGGAGGGUUAUCUAUAAUGGCCC
This is a messenger RNA of Chlorocebus sabaeus (green monkey), 3564 nucleotides long. It is a transcript of the gene SLCO1A2, whose product is annotated as solute carrier organic anion transporter family member 1A2. Gene Ontology annotation, cellular component: basolateral plasma membrane. NCBI's taxonomy places the organism in Eukaryota, Metazoa, Chordata, Mammalia, Primates, Cercopithecidae. Gene Ontology annotation, molecular function: protein binding; bile acid transmembrane transporter activity. The record is from RefSeq and is a predicted model, not a curated record. Gene Ontology annotation, biological process: transmembrane transport; bile acid and bile salt transport; sodium-independent organic anion transport.